This is a messenger RNA of Gadus macrocephalus (Pacific cod), 3453 nucleotides long. RefSeq names its product speckle type BTB/POZ protein like a (gene spopla). Gene Ontology annotation, molecular function: ubiquitin protein ligase binding. Bases 357 to 1535 code for a protein of 392 amino acids. Gene Ontology annotation, cellular component: nucleus; cytoplasm. The transcript is spliced from 12 exons. The record is from RefSeq and is a predicted model, not a curated record. NCBI's taxonomy places the organism in Eukaryota, Metazoa, Chordata, Actinopteri, Gadiformes, Gadidae. Gene Ontology annotation, biological process: regulation of proteolysis; proteasome-mediated ubiquitin-dependent protein catabolic process.
UUAAACUUUUCGCAAUUGCUUUGGAUACAUUAGCUCCAGCUAGCCGCUAGUUAGCCGCCGCUAGCCUUGUUUUUCCACCUGUAAGCGGUGGCGUUUCGCUCCUCUCUGAGUGCUAAUGUAAGCUAGCUGCCCAUACCAGUUCGGGAUGGAGAGCCCCCCAUUUCUUCUCGAUCGUGGUGUUCGCCUACAUUCUCGUUUCGUCGUGAACACCAGGAUCCAUUAAGAGUGGGAUCUGGAGACAAGACCAUGAAGCGUCCAGCGAUACCUUAGUUAAAUCCAAUCUUUGUACAUUUCAAACACUCAGAGGUAACGUGGCACAGGUCUUAAGGACGUCAGCAGCCUCCUCUAAGCUGGUGAUGUCACGGGUUCCCACCCCCCCUCCGCCUGGGGAGAUGUCCAGUGGCCCAGUGGCGGAGAGCUGGUGCUACACCCAGGUAAAAGUAGUGAAGUUUUCCUACAUGUGGACCAUCAACAACUUCAGCUUUUGCCGAGAAGAGAUGGGCGAAGUGUUGAAGAGCUCAACGUUCUCCUCCGGCCCUAACGACAAGAUGAAAUGGUGUUUGCGAGUCAAUCCCAAGGGACUGGACGACGAAAGCAAGGAUUACCUGUCGUUGUAUUUACUACUCGUGAGCUGUCCGAAAAGCGAAGUCAGGGCCAAGUUCAAGUUCUCCCUGCUCAACGCCAAGCGGGAGGAGACGAAGGCGAUGGAAAGCCAAAGAGCGUACCGCUUUGUCCAGGGCAAGGACUGGGGCUUCAAGAAGUUCAUUAGGAGGGACUUCCUGCUAGACGAGGCCAACGGACUCCUGCCGGAUGACAAGCUCACAUUGUUCUGCGAGGUGAGCGUGGUUCAGGACUCGGUCAACAUCUCGGGCCAGUCCAACAUGAACAUGCUGAAGGUACCCGAGUGCCAGCUGUCUGACGACCUGGGCAACCUGUGGGAGUGCUCGCGCUUCACCGACUGCAGCCUCUACGUGGGGGGGCAGGAGUUCAAGGCCCACAAAUCCAUCCUGGCAGCGCGAUCCCCGGUUUUCAAUGCAAUGUUUGAACAUGAAAUGGAAGAGAGUAAAAAGAACCGUGUUGACAUCAGCGACGUGGACCCUGACGUCUUCAAAGAGAUGAUGGGCUUCAUCUACACCGGCAAAGCGCCCAACCUCGAGAAAAUGGCCGAUAACCUGCUCGCGGCGGCCGAUAAAUACGCUCUGGAGCGUUUAAAGGUCAUGUGCGAGGAGGCCCUGUGCAACAGCCUCUCGGUGGAGAACGUGGCGGACACCCUCAUCCUGGCAGACCUGCACAGCGCUGAGCAGCUCAAAGCACAAGCCAUAGAUUUUAUCAACAGGUGCAGUGUCCUGAGACAGCUGGGCUGUAAAGAUGGGAAGAACUGGAAUAGCAACCACGCCACGGACAUCAUGGAGACGGCGGGCUGGAAGUCCAUGAUCCAGUCCCACCCGCACCUCGUGGCAGAGGCCUUCCGCGCCCUGGCAUCCGCACAAUGCCCCCCCUUCGGUCUGCCCCGGAAGCGCCUAAAACAGUCGUGACCGACCCCGGCUCCCCCGGCAGCAGCAGCACCACCACCCCCCCCCACCACCGCACCCAGCCCCAGCCUGUGGCCCUGUAGGACUUUUUUUACUGGAGGAGUGACGCGCGGAGGACGUGGCCGGGGACGGACUUGAGGUCAGAGCUCUGUUCCACCACACAACACCACAGUGGGGGGGGGGCGGCGGCGGCGGCGGCGGGGGGCCACCCCCCCCACCCCGGCAACAAGAGUACAGUACGAGUGAAGUAUCGGUUCAGCCGUACGGACGGACGGACGGACGCGCACGUGACACGGAGGUGAGGGCGAGAGAGGGAUGGGAUUCGAUCCGCGGCGGCGUUCCGUUGUCUCGUUCCGGCCGUUCCCGGCGGGAACCUCUCCGGUCCGGGAAAGGGAGGCGUGUUCUUCUGCUGUUUUCUUUUUGUUUUUUUUUCUUUUGUUUUUUGAUUUCCACUUACUUUCAAAAUGGCCUUAAUAUAUAUCUGCCAUUGCUCUGGAGCGCGUCUAGAGACCCUUUGUCUAUUUUUCUCUGUGCCUGCCUUGUCCCCGUGACCAGGCCUCCUCCAGAUUGCACUAGUUCCCAUGGAUAGUCUUUUUUUCAUAUGAAGUUCUAUACGCAUCAAAGGGUUUGAUGAAAAUGGGAAGAUAUUAUAUAUUUCUAAUGUUUAGCCCGUUUUGAGACUAGACAUUAUCCACAAACAAAAGAAAACAACAAAUGAAACGUCGUGAGCGAACGCUUUUCAGUGCAAGGUCAACUCUUUACACUUUUUAAAAAGAUGAGUAUGCCCCAUAUUGAUGGCACCAUUUCUAUGUAAAUGACAAUUUGAACCAUCUUCAGAAGACCAGUGUAAAAGACAGUAUGUUCAGAUGUGUAUUUUUUGGGGUGGGGGGAGGGAGACCACAAUAACAACCCAGUGUCCUAAAGACCCUGUGUUGACGUUUAAUUUCUACGUAUGGCAGUGAUGUCAAUACUCGGGCCCCUGGUCUAAUUUUUGUUUUUUCAUUUUAUUUAAAGAGUCAACACUCAAAUCAAACCCCAGGACUCGCAACGAAGCUAGUGCGACGGUGGAUUCUGAUUGGCUCAAAGUGGUGCCGUGUGGUGCCACUUAACUUAAGGGACACCCCCCCCCCCGGUGGCAGUUUCAGCCAAUCAGAGCAAUGCUUUUGCUUGCACUGAGCAGCAGGAGCAAGCCGGUUUUCACCUGUAGGUCUGAGGUUUGGUUUCCGGUGUUCUCUUUAAAACCAUUGGACGAAUAUGGGGACUAUUUACCCGUUCUAUUUGACAUAUAAUCCAGAAACAUAGGUCUGUGAACUGCUAUAGAUAAAAUUUUCCAGAGAAUUUAGCUUUCCAUAGUAUUACCAACUUGCGAAUAUUAUAUACUCGAUAUAUUGUGGUUAACAAAAAAAAAUGGAGAGUCUAAUGCAUGGUCAUGUGCUGUUGAAAAAAAAAGGUGUUCUCGUACCGAUUUAUGGUUUUUGUUCCGUUUUUCUUAAAGCCAACAUUUCUCUGCAACGAUUGGAAUAACUUGUGCAGAACGAAGAGGAGAAUGGAUAAUGUGUGGGGGGGGGGGACCGGGUUGGGGGGGGGAACCGUUGACUCCAACCUGCUUGGGUUUGUAUAGGAUGCUGAGCAUCACUACUCUUGGAGCCUUGUACUUAUGUGUGUGGACGGGAGGUGGGAGGGGGGGGGUGUUUAUCUGGUUACCUGUUAAUCCACCUUGUUUCCUUACAAAGUAUGGUAUGAACGGCGCUUUGGAAGAUGUUGUAAAUUAACAGAGUAGCAUCCGUUUAUGAAUGGCGUUACUCACGGUCCAGUGUCACGAUGUUGUUGAAACUUUUUUUUUUUUUUUGGAAGAGGAAAAAAAACGUGAAGUUGUCUGCAAGAAUGCCUGCAUUAACCCAUUAAAACUUUUUUUCCAGCA